This is a messenger RNA of Amoebophrya sp. A120, 6830 nucleotides long. Lineage: Eukaryota; Dinophyceae; Syndiniales; Amoebophryaceae. The record is from the annotation of a GenBank genome assembly.
GGCACUGGUCGAUGCAAACGGUUGCAGUUGCGCGAAGGCCUCGACGAAGUCAAAAGCUGCCAGCAAGCUGCGGGCCCGGCGGUUUUACAAGAGAACUGCGGGGGGAGGUGCCGCGUCGUCGUCACCUCCUGACGUCGGAUGCGAUAGCGACACGACCAGCAAUUGUACAAAUACAACGUCACAGUCGUUCGGCGGAGCAGAGGCCGAUGUCAGUUCUAGUGGCCGCGCAAGCGGCCCUAGCGGGGACGAGGAGGAGCUGGUGCCGCAGGAGGUGCGUGCUGCUCUUCAGCAUGUUCAAAAUUCUGUCGAUGACGGUCGUGAAGAGAAACAACAUCGAGACUUUCCCGCUGGCCAACAGGUUCAGGAACAGGAGUCUCAACCUUGUUCACAGCCAGGAGCGACUGCCGACUCAUCUCGAAGAGCCCCGUACCUGGGGGACCAAAACCACGAUGGAGCUCCCGUCGAGUCUCCACAACCGCGUCCGCUGAAUCAUGCCUUGCUGGCAGGUCUGAACCUCGAACCACCUCGCUCCCGCGGCGAAUCUUUUAUUUCGCAGGGGACGUCGAAGGCGAACGCAAACCCUCGAGAUGUUGAACGCGGCCCUCGCUUGGUGACGCGGACUUCUUCAUCUGCGACAAAAAUCAAGGACGCGACCACAUCACCUUUUGCAGAGGCAGGUCAUGCUGAUCCUGAUCUUCAAGUUCAUCCUAACCCAAUUAGGUGCAAGCCAAAUGGUGCAGCAACAACUCCGAGCCCGAGUUUGCAAGCGUCCUCUUCGCGGUGGUCAGGAAUGUUCUCAAAAGUAGACUCUUCGUCGAAGUUGACCAGCGCCGGCGCCAGCUUUCUCGAAGAGGACAAUCGGCCCUUCACCGUCAUCUCACCCCCACCGCUUCUUGCGGGACAGAGCUUCUGCGGCAGUACCCCCGCGACACCCGGAGGGGGGUCGUGCUGGGCUGGCACGCCGGGACGGAGCUUCUGCCAAGAAGAUCCAAGCCGGAGCCCGGGUGGCGGAGGCGGGCCGGGCUCGGGUAGCACACCAGACGCUGCACGACGCAGCCCCACGUUGCAUCAUCAUUUCGAAGGACGGGCGGGACUACGACCACGCGGAGGACCUCUAGUCCUUUCGACGCCCGCGUCUCGUCGGGGAAGCAAGGCUGAUACAACUUCAACUUGUGGCUCUGGUGCCGGAGUACUCGGAGCCAGCACACCUUUAGCAGAUCAUGAAGUUGCUGACAGUGACAGCUGCUGGCGUGCGGAAACGGAAAGGGGGAAACAAGAAAAACAGAAUGAACUUCUGCAACAAGAAGUGAAUAAGAAAGGAGGAACAUCAUCACCAACAACAAUUAGGAAUCCGAUGCCGCAGCGACGUUAUUCUUAUUUCGACGCCGGUGUGCCUGCGCGCAGUCCGUUUUUGUCCACGAGCGGCCGAGUUGAAGCAACAAGUCCGAAUCUGGAUACCGCCGUCGAAGAUCCUCUAAGUCUCGGGCUCCUUCCACUUCCUCCAGCUGCCUGCGAUGAUCUAGGUUUAGGUUUUGAUCUAGCAUCAGCGUGUGAAAAUGGACAUUUUAGGCAGGGGGAGGAAAACCAGGAUGGGCAACGUCCUCAUGAUCCAAGGCCGCGACGUGGUCUUGGCGAACAGGUGCUGGGCCAUGGUCUUCAUCUUCCUGCAGGGUUUGGAGUGAGCCAGAAACCACCACCGCCAGAAGGACCUCCAAGGACGAGAUCCAAAAGUAGUAGUUCUCGCACGGUGAGCGACGCGUUGCUUUCCCUGGUCCUCUCGACGUCCACGUCUCGUUCCUCGGAAAAGCGAGAAACGGCGCAACCGCCGCAAGCAGAUCCAACACGAGCGCCGGGGUCGUGCACCGGGGCUGCAGCUUGUCCUGCUCCUCCAGAGGAUCAUCGCGCUAAACCCCCAGAUGUCUUUGUGGAGUACUCAUCUCCUUCGUGCCAGCGCUGCGAGGCGGAGGACCAUGCGACCUCCAAAUGCGUCUGUGGUGCAAGAGCGUCGAGUAGCUUACCGAUACAAACAUCCGGGGGCUGCGCGGCGCCGUCCUCGGAAGAGCCAGAAGACAAUCAAUCGUGGAGGCGCGUCCGCACCUUCAGUGACUUCGACACCAUGUUGACAAAUCCUGAGAAGGUGAUUGUGACGGGCGAUGUGAACGACCUACGUGGAAGGGAAGAAAAUGUAAAUGAAAACCGCAACCAGAGCGAAGAAGAUCUGGGCGCCCGGCCAGGUGCAGACGAUCGCUUGCUGGAAGUAGACCAGAGGCUCGCACGGGCCCCCUUCACUUUCGCCGCCCCAGCAGAUGACACCACCUUGUCGCACGAGCAGGGUGCUGUUGAGCGGGCGGGUCUGGGUCCACAUCGUCCUGGUGGUCAAGAUGAUUUUGUUCUUGACGAGCAUCAACAUUUUUUGGGCAGCACUGACAACUACAUCAGUGACAUCUACAGCAUUUCUCCUGCCGAUCAGCACCAUCGAGCCGCCGGUGCUCCUGCUGCGUCGGCGGCAGCUCCUGCUGUGUGCUCUACUUCGGCAUCAGCGGACCAGGACGAUAUUCUUCAGCCCGAUUACGCGGGUCGGCGCGAUUCGGGCAGCAGCAGCGAUCAGGGGUCGAUGCACACCGUGGCCACGAACUGCUCGUCUUUGCGAACCGUUACGACGGUGGAAAACGAAGGCUGGCGCUGGGCGUGCACCACAGAUAGAACUAAGCCCCAAGAUGAGCAUCCUGUUCCGCAGCAAGAAGCCGCACGAGCACCACCUGCUUUAGCAGCUACAUGCUCAACAAAUGGAUACGCACAUACUCAUACGCCGACUCGGGACGAUUUUGACAACCUGUUUUGCGAUCAUACCCGCGACUAUCCAAUUUCACUCUCAUGAUCUACCUCAAUUUGCAUUUGCAUAAAAAAGAAAACAUUACUGACGAAGAAAGUAGAGCCCUCAUCGUGAUCUGCAUAUCAACAUGAUGUGGAAGUGCGCCUGCGCGACUAGUACGAGCAAAUGAAAAUGAGCUUGAUAGAUCAUACCAAUUUUAUUCACUAUAGAGACUACUCUAGGUACCGACCCCCAAUACCAGCUGAAGAAACACAGUCAAGGCCUUCUUGUCUGCUAACACAGGGGCACGAAGACAGACGAGAGCGCCGGCCACACGAACAAUCUACCGCGCCAGGAGGUUUUUUCCCCGGUGCAGCUGGUGGUGGACGAGAGGACACAGCAGGGGAUGGCGGUGGAUCUUCCACCUCCUCAUCUAGUGAGGAUACUGCUUCCGGCGCAUCGUCCAAUGAAGAUACUGACGUGAUGCAUUAUGAAGUCGAUGAAGAUGCGACGAGGACGAACGCAGCGGAUCAUCAACAUUCACCUGAAGAUCAUGAACAUCACAUGGACGACCACGACGAGGAUCUUUAUGGAGUUUCUGGGCCUGGAAUAGGAAUGGAGGUCGAACAGGACGAGCCCGGUAGUUCAUCUCGGGGAACAAGUUCGCCUUUUCUCUACACAGAUUCAGAGGGCAAACUGGCGAUGAAUUGGGGUGGUGGAGGGCAGAGAGGGCAACGCAUGCGCGGGAAUAAAGUCGCGUCUUCCUCUUCUUCUGGGGACCAUUCAACAUAUAUACAGCAGCAAGGCUUGUUUUAUCAUCAGACCACGGAGAACUAUGCCGCCAACAGUAGCUCCCUCCCGGCCUCACCGCCGACCGCGAGCAGCCCAGAUGAGCGGGAUAUGAUGAUGGCUUUAGUGUCUGCAGCAUCAUCAAUGAAGAAGAAGAACAAGAAAACAAGGCGACUGUUGCGGCGAAGCCCGAAUCUCCGGGCUGAGGAAUUUUUCACGGAAAAGCAAGAUCGCCAAGGACGUAGAGCUAGUAGAGGCACUGGAUAUAAUCGAGGCCGAGGGCAAGGAAAAACCUCUAUGGGAAGCGCAGCCGGCGCGUCGCCAAGCGCAGCUGAGUGUGAAGAUGUAGUUGCAGGGACAUCAAGACGACCAGCUCUAGCACGACCUCCCCCCGUCCAGCCGCACACCACGAUUAGCCUUAACGGAGAUUCGCAUGAUCUUGGUCAUGUUCAUCCGCAUGACUCCGCUUCCGAAAGUGAGCCGGCGCUGGUGAAGAAUCUUCACCCGUCGAGCAGGACCAACCGAGAAGCCGCGUCGGCUGCAUCAAGUUCAAGUGCGCCGGUGGAUCAACAUCUUCUGGGACGAGGAGGUGGUGCGCACCUUCUAGACGGCGAUGAUUCUUUACCUUUCCUGCCGCACCAGGGGCUGGUCAGUCUGGAUCAGCGGGCACCUUCUCAACAACAAGAACAUGAUCUCUCUUGUUCUAACAACAUGCCACUUUUACUACCGCAGUCUCACCUAUUGCUGGCCAGCUGUUUUCAAAACCGAUCCACCGCGUGCUGGCGUCUGCUCGCCACAGCCAGUGCAGGCUGUCUGCCAGUUCCGGCUGCGUGCGCCACAGCUAAUGGGGGACCACGUCGAGGACGGGAUAGUAGUACUGGUCCAGCAGGAGCAGCCUCGGCCGCGUCUCCCAGACCUCACCGAAGAAGCGUGCGAUGUCCGCAGGACGAUCGAGAACGUCGCACCUCCGAAGGCUGCAGCAAACAAGGUGCAAAGAUGAUGAAUUCACAAUCUGAGCCUGGCGACGCAAAUUACAGCAGCGAUAUUGAUAUUGACUAAGACGAAGGGCGGCUCAUGGUUUGCGACCGAAACCUAAUAAUCGCACUUCUACAACCUCGAGUGCUUCUUUCGAAGUCUACUUUGUCUUUCUAUGUAAAAAGCACCCAUAAUUGGCAUUGGACGUGCAGCGAUUUUUCCGAAUUUCCCUCGGAUAUUUUUUCAUGCAUUCUUUUACAUUAGGUUAUAGGUCUAGUUUCGACUAUUUCUACCGUUGGCGACAGCCUUUGUUUUAAUACCUUAUUCUCAUCCUUUUCCUUUUACGAGUAACUAACUCGCUUGCCCUAAAAAGCUGCGAGCACACAAUUGAAUUUCUACGAAGACAAGCAAUUUGUAGUUUCGUCGAGAAUCGCGAUGAGUUUCUUUGCGGAGAAGUGAGGAAAAAACUCGUCACGUCGGAGCUCACAGCUUUACUGCUCUUGCGAAGAAGCAAUAGAAGUUCCCGUCGUGGUGUCGCGGUCAGUGGUCGAUCGAGAUUGCCGCGCCGGUUGGACGCGUUGCGCAGGAGCUGCUUCUGCCUUUCGGAGAACGCUUGCUCGCCAAAGGAACGCAAUGCUUCUCCUGAGGUACAGGUCCAUCAAUUUUUGUCACUGUAGCCUCCACCGUGUAAAGUUUCUUGACAAAAUCGAAGCACGGUUCCUCUUCUUGGAAGAUAACGAGAACGAGUUUUUUACCAAAGAUUUUUUUCCCGCAACUACUUGAUUAUGAUUGUAUGAAAUAGAUCUAACGAGAAACAUGACAAGGAAGUUGAUGUUGCUCGAUCAGCGUACGACCUAGCCAUGCUCUUAUUUUUCUACUUGGUAAGUAUGACAAAAUAAAUUACGUGUGCCUCCUGUACGUGUACGUCAGUGCAGGCUUUGAUUCCAAAAUCGGGAUCCUCUUGUUGAAUGAUCUACCUUGGUGAGACACGCCACAUAAGAAAAAAAACUAAGCCUAAAGCUGUACAAUAUGACUAUCGGCACACCAAGCAAAAAAUAGAAUGCGAAUGGAAAUGAUACACAGCGUACGACAGUCACGAGGAACCUAUAACCAAGAACAGAACUAAAACUCAAACUAUGUAUUAAUAUCACUGUAACGGAUCAUAUGGUGUCAAUCAAGAAUUUUUUUUUGAAGGAACGUGCAGGGUCCUAGCAGUAAACAUGUCUGACAUUGACCGUGUUUCUUUGGUUCUGCAGCUAGUGCUAACAUUGUCGAUACCACCAAGAACUACUAGCAGAAAACGAAGCGCCGCGCCGCUCUUUAUAUACUCAGUGUAACACAAGAUCAAAAGUACUAAGGGUUAUGGUUCUAGCAUUCCGAAUAGGAAUGCCAUAGAUUGAUACAUGAUAGGUAGUUCUGGCUUUUUUUUGGCCUCUAAUGCUAGAAGGUAGAGACCCUAAAAGAUCGAGUUUUCCACUUCCUCUCGUAUAGCUAUAUAAUCUUUCCGGAAUGUUGUGAAUACACAUGUGAAGUUGUAAAGCUCGCCUCACGCUCAGUCGCACGCACGGUGCUGGUAGGGAGUCAGAGUUUAGUUUUGUUGGAGGAAGUACCGAUUAUAAGACGGAGACGGACCACCAGUGGUGCUAAUUUUACGCAGUAACAAGGUUAGAAGGAGGGUGGGCGGUGAAAGCAAUCACCUACACCUCUUAACUCAACCUCGUCUUUCCUUUACCAGUCCGCUGCACAAAGAGAAAAUAUUUGAUGGAGAAGUCGACUCUUUCCUUUUCCAACAACAUGCGUUUUCCAAUGCUGAUUCGUCUUCUUCCAUAACUCUAUCAUGAAUGUCGUGAAUCAAUCUUACUAGCUGCCACCGUGUGUAUCAUGAUUGUAUUCAAAGCUUAACAAGCACGAGGAAGUCACCACCAUUUCCAGCAGCAAUAUGCGUGAAUGUGGUUGUGUAUGAUAAAAAGAAACGGCCGGGCCACUUGAGCUUGAUGUGGGCUUACUUGUCACGAGGAGGUCACAAGCUUGGGAACAAGACUUGUUCCAUAUUUAUUCGCAAAUGCGAAGGGAAGGCGAGGCGCAUUGGGCACCUCAGACUAUUUGGAAAAUAGAUAUUUAUAUAGUAUAUUUAGUGCGCGACAGUAAGCGAUGUGCGACGCUGCAGUGAGAAACCCUCGAGAUGCAGCUUGAACGAACUCGAGCCCAAACCUCCGCACGCCCCCCCCUAGUGCAGGAUAAAUGAUGAUGAUGA